AUGACCGUCAACGGCACCAACGGGGAUUCCCCGUCACUCGGCGAACUUAAGCAUAUCUCGUCGACUCGCUUAACUCCCAGCCUCAGCAUUCAUACAUUCUCUAUACUUACAAACCAAAAUUUCAGUCGGAGCUUCCGUCCCAGUCAGCACCUGACACUACAAUUCCCGCCUGAUCUAGAUCCUGUGUCGGGACCCCAGAACUUAUCGGACCAAGAAAGAUGUCUUUCUUUCACACCUUUCCAUUUGCAGUAUGCUGAGGACGGAAGUAUUGAGAGCAUCUCGCUGAUGGCGCGCAACGGCCGUGUUACCGGCUUGCUGGGACUCCCGAGGCCACAUGGACCGUUGGUCGCUAAGAUUGUUGAGGUCGGUGGCGGGUUCCCCUCUGAGAUACUGAAACAAACUGGUCAAGCAUUGUGCAUUGCUGGUGGUACUGGGAUCGCACCUUUCAUCGCCAUGGCGGCAGCCAAAAACCUCAACAGCAGCGCCAAUGACCUGAAGCCCAGUCUCAUUUCCAGCAUUCGCGGGGAUGACUUUGGAGUUAUCGAGUAUCUCUGGAACCACGAAAUACUUUACCCGCGAGAUUGGAAUGUAGUUCGCAUUUUCGUGACGCCAGGAGAAGAAACUGGUGGGAUGGGUUCUGGCAAGUCACAGAGCUGGUGGCAUCAUCGCUUCAAGGAGCUCUUACAUGACCAUAGCGACAAUGAUGUAUUCCGCCUUGGAAGAAUGGAGAAGGAUGAUUUGGAAGGGUUCAGUAAAGAUAGAGAUGGCCCAGUGCUCUUUUGUGGGAGUAAGCAAUUGGAGUGGCAAGUCAAAAUGUGGUUUCUGGGAAAGAAGAAUAUCCAUUGUACGGAAAGAUAG
Fusarium odoratissimum NRRL 54006 is the source of this 858-nucleotide messenger RNA. RefSeq lists its product as uncharacterized. Lineage: Eukaryota; Fungi; Ascomycota; Sordariomycetes; Hypocreales; Nectriaceae. The record is from RefSeq and is a predicted model, not a curated record. The transcript has a single exon. The coding region runs from base 1 to 858 and encodes 285 amino acids.